GGUGGGGUCAAACUGGGGCCCCUGACUAGAGGGCAGAGCCGAGGCAGUAUGGGCAGUGGCCUCUAGUGACCAGUCCUAUCAUGGGAAACAGCAGUUCCCACAAGAGGACCAAAGCACCCAAUCAGGCCAGCAAGGACAGGCCACCUGAUAUGGACAAGGCCCGUCACAAGCAGUUCUUCAGCCAUCUCAAGAGGAAGAAGGCAAGUCCCACAGCCUCGCAACACACCGUGACCUUCCCUUUCUUUCAAUGGCGAGAGGCUCCUGACCCUGCCCGGGUGGGUGAGAACCCCCGCAUCAAGGCUGGGAAAACCAAGAUCCUGCUGCUUUUCCCGCUGGACAAGCGGCAGCAGCUGGCUGAGGCAGUGGCGGGCCCGUUUGUGCGGCCCGUGCGGCCAACUGAGGAUCCGCUCGGCGCCCCGACGUGCUUCCCAGCCGUGGCGCCUAUGCUACGUGGGGCAGGCGACGGCGUGGACCGGCUCGAAGGCGUGCGCGCACGGGAUAUGAAGAGGAUCCUGGUGCUGCUGCUGCAGCUGGAUGCACAACUGCAUGCGCAGCUGCAGGAGGAGAGGCGUCGAGGGGCAGGCAGGCUGGGGGGCGGGGCCAAGGCCCCGCAGUGCUGGCAGCCGAUGUCUGCGCACGUGCUGACCCAACGCGAGGCCUGCGGCGAAGGUGACCCCCGUGAGGAGCAGCCGCGCAAGCGGCGCCGCUGUCCUCGUCCGCGGCCCUGAGUGUCUGGCACAACCCCUAGCGCCAGGAUUCUGCUCAAUAAAGAGCACAUAGCAAC
Molecule: messenger RNA, 784 nt
Organism: Mastomys coucha (southern multimammate mouse)
Lineage: Eukaryota; Metazoa; Chordata; Mammalia; Rodentia; Muridae
Gene: CUNH20orf144
Product: chromosome unknown C20orf144 homolog
Exons: 3
Coding region: 81-728 (215 amino acids)
Source: RefSeq, a predicted model, not a curated record